AUAGGGGCACUGGGAGCCCGAGUGAUCUGUGACAACAUCCCGGGUCUGGUGAGCCGGCAGCGGCAGCUGUGUCAGCGCUACCCAGACAUCAUGCGCUCAGUAGGAGAAGGUGCCCGGGAAUGGAUCCGAGAGUGUCAACACCAGUUCCGUCAUCACCGCUGGAAUUGUACCACACUGGACCGGGACCACACUGUCUUUGGCCGUGCUAUGCUCAGAAGCAGCCGGGAGGCAGCGUUUGUCUAUGCUAUCUCAUCAGCAGGAGUGGUCCAUGCUAUCACUCGGGCCUGCAGCCAGGGUGAGCUGAGUGUGUGCAGCUGUGACCCAUAUACCCGUGGUCGGCACCAUGAUCAACGAGGGGACUUUGACUGGGGUGGCUGUAGUGACAACAUCCACUAUGGUGUCCGCUUUGCCAAGGCUUUUGUGGAUGCCAAAGAGAAGAGGCUUAAGGAUGCCCGGGCCCUCAUGAACUUACAUAACAACCGCUGCGGUCGCACGGCUGUACGGCGAUUUCUGAAGCUGGAGUGCAAGUGUCAUGGUGUGAGUGGCUCCUGUACCCUGCGCACCUGCUGGAGGGCACUCUCAGACUUCCGCCGUACCGGUGACUACCUGAGGAGGCGAUAUGAUGGGGCUGUGCAGGUGACAGCCACACAGGAUGGGGCCAACUUCACAGCAGCCCGGCAAGGCUAUCGCCAUGCCACCCGGACUGAUCUUGUCUACUUUGACAACUCCCCUGACUACUGUGUCUUGGACAAGGCCGCAGGUUCCCUAGGUACCGCAGGCCGCGUCUGCAGCAAGACUUCUAAAGGAACAGAUGGGUGUGAAAUCAUGUGUUGCGGCCGAGGAUAUGACACAACUCGGGUCACCCGGGUCACCCAGUGUGAGUGCAAAUUCCACUGGUGCUGUGCUGUGCGGUGCAAGGAGUGCAGAAACACUGUGGAUGUCCACACGUGCAAGGCCCCUAAGAAGGCAGAGUGGCUGGACCAGACCUGAACACACAGAUACCUCAUUCUUCCCUCUACUUCAAGCCUCUGACUCAAAAGCACAAGAUCCUUGCAUGCACACCUUCCUCCACCCUCAAUCCUGGGCUGCUACAGCUUCUGUUAUGGACUUGGAGAAUGACCCAGAGGGACCCCAAUGUCCUGGCUGGUUCCUUAGCCCUAGAGAGGUGUUGAUAGGGGAUGGAUAUAGGAGACUGAGUGGCUCCCUGAUCGUCCAUCUGGAGGUUUGAAGGGAAGAGUAGAAGAGGUAGGAGUCUGUCUUCAGAGUGAUCUGAGUUGCACUAAGUCAAGGCCCAUUCUCCCCUUGCUUGCACUGACUUCUGAUCCUCUUGCACACUUGGGUAUGCAACAGGAAGGGAACCUGGAGGUAGCUUCUGUAUUUGAUCCUACUCUACCUAAGGAGAGAUAAGACAGAGAGAAAACUGCCUGUCCCUUCGCUGCAGACAAUCUUAGGCUAUAGUACUCUGCUGAGACCCUGAGACAGCUAGAUGAGUUAGCCACAGUGAACAAGGCUCACCUCAGGCUUUUAAUGCAGCUUAUAAUCUAGUGGUUUUGUGAGGAGGAAAAUCACAAUACUGUCCAGAUACA
Molecule: messenger RNA, 1586 nt
Organism: Rattus rattus (black rat)
Lineage: Eukaryota; Metazoa; Chordata; Mammalia; Rodentia; Muridae
Gene: Wnt2b
Product: Wnt family member 2B
Exons: 4
Coding region: 91-990 (299 amino acids)
Biological process (GO): canonical Wnt signaling pathway; neuron differentiation; multicellular organism development
Cellular component (GO): extracellular region
Molecular function (GO): cytokine activity; frizzled binding
Source: RefSeq, a predicted model, not a curated record